Phodopus roborovskii (desert hamster) is the source of this 629-nucleotide messenger RNA. It is a transcript of the gene Pfn4, whose product is annotated as profilin family member 4. The record is from RefSeq and is a predicted model, not a curated record. Lineage: Eukaryota; Metazoa; Chordata; Mammalia; Rodentia; Cricetidae. Gene Ontology annotation, molecular function: actin monomer binding. The coding region runs from base 157 to 546 and encodes 129 amino acids. The transcript has 4 exons. Gene Ontology annotation, cellular component: cell cortex.
UCCUUUCUGGGUUUUGGUGAACACUGGAUGGUAGACAUUUUCACUCUUCCCACGUUCUAAAGGACACACACUGUUACUAACCCUGAAGUAUCGGGAGCACUUGUAUGCUCACGUGGAGACCAGCUACAGUUCCUGGUUCAGAGCUGAGGAAUCAGCAUGAGUCACUUGCAGAACUUACUGUUAGAUACCCUGCUGGGGACGAAGCACGUGGACAGUGCAGCUCUCAUCAAACUCCAUGAAAGGAGCCUAUGUGUGACAUCUCCAGGAUUUAGUGUAAUGCCAAGUGAUGUUCGAACACUUGUGAAUGGAUUUGCCAAAAACCCACUGAUAACCAGAAGGGAAGGGUUGUAUUUCAAGGAAAAGGAUUACAAAUGUGUCCGGGCAGAUGACUAUUCUCUUUAUGCUAAAAAUGAGAACACCGGUGUGAUUGUUGUGAAGACCCAUCAGUAUCUCCUGGUGGCCACUUACACUGCAGGCAUGUAUCCUAGUGUCUGUGUGGAAGCCACAGAGAAGCUGGGAGAUUAUCUAAGAAAAAAAGGAAAUUAAGUCAUCAGACAACUAGUGAAGACAACUUAUUUUGAAAGAAAAAUACAGAUCCUUCAGAAAAAAUAUUUGUGGUUGAGAAACAG